Messenger RNA from Drosophila nasuta, 3339 nucleotides. It is a transcript of the gene POSH, whose product is annotated as SH3 domain containing ring finger posh. The transcript is spliced from 7 exons. The record is from RefSeq and is a predicted model, not a curated record. Bases 273 to 2828 code for a protein of 851 amino acids. Gene Ontology annotation, molecular function: protein binding. Lineage: Eukaryota; Metazoa; Arthropoda; Insecta; Diptera; Drosophilidae.
CCGUGUGCAAGUGUAUGCAUAUUUGUAGUUGUUAAUUUCAAUAAUGGCCACGAGCUGCACGCUAGCUGCAUUUAAUAAAUUUAAUCUCAUAACUGUGCUUUUUGUUUAGUUAAAAACAAAAGAGUAAACAUGUAACUUAUAAGUGCAACAGUUCAAAGUAGUUUUUAGUGGUAUAUCAAUGAGAUUCAGAUAUACAAACGGAUAGAUAGGCGAAUAAAGAGGGCAAAAAAAGGCAAAUAAUUAUGCAAAAUUAAAACGAAUACAACUGCAAAAUGGAUGAACACACACUGAAUGACCUGUUGGAAUGUUCCGUAUGCCUCGAACGCUUGGACACCACUUCAAAGGUGCUACCAUGUCAACACACCUUCUGUCGCAAGUGUCUGCUGGACAUCGUGGCCAGUCAGCACAAAUUGCGUUGCCCCGAAUGUCGCGUAUUGGUGAAUUGCCGUAUUGACGAGCUGCCGCCAAACGUUUUGCUAAUGCGAAUCUUAGAAGGCAUGAAACAAACUGCUGGCAAAAAUGACAAAACCGAAGAUUUGGCGCAGACAAACGCAAGCAGAACGCAGCCGGAAGUUGCACCUACACAGCAACAAGAACAACAGCAGCAGCUACUCCAACAGCAGCAGCAACAACAACAACAAGCUGCAACUCGCCAAAAGCAGCGACGAUUUCUAUUGCCACACGCCUAUGCGCUCUUCGAUUUCGCCAGCAGCGAAGCCAGCGAUUUAAAAUUUAAGAAAGGCGACCUAAUACUACUAAAGCAGCGCAUCGAUAACAACUGGUUCGUUGGUCAGGCGAAUGGCCAGGAGGGCACAUUUCCCAUCAACUAUGUUAAGGUCGCUGUCGCCUUGCCUAUGCCCCAGUGCAUUGCCAUGUAUGACUUCAAAAUGGGACCGAGCGAUGAGGAAGGCUGCUUGGAGUUCAAAAAGAGCACCGUCAUCCAUGUGUUGCGUCGCGUCGAUCACAAUUGGGCCGAGGGACGUAUUGGUCAAACCAUUGGCAUCUUUCCUAUUGCAUUUGUCGAACUUAAUGCGGCUGCAAAAAAGCUGCUAGACAGCGGAGCCACCAGUGCGCCGUCGCAGCCCUCUGUGCAAUUGAUGCAACUGCAGCAGCAACGUGCUUUGCCACCAGUGCCGCUAAUCGAUCCCACGCACAUUACAAACGAUUCCAGCACUGGCUCGUCAAACAGCAAUUCAUCGAACAACAGCAGCAGCAACUCCAGUUCCACCAGUAGUUCGAACAACUGUAGUCCUAAUCACCAAUCGCUGCCCAAUACGCCGCAACAUGUUGCUGCCGCUGCUGCAACUGUUUCAGCUGCAACAGUCGCUGGAGGCGGAGGUGGCUGUGGUUCGGUACGUUAUCGGGAUAAAGGGGCCAAGGAGAAAAGGCAUUCAUUAAACGCCCUGCUACAGUCAGCACCACUUAGUUUGAUGCAAACUAACCGUCAUUCUGCUGAAAUUCUCAGUCUGCCACAUGAACUAAAUCGCUUAGAGUUAAGCUCCCAGGCAAAUGCAGUCACAACAGCCACUAUAACGCAGGCAUCUCAGACAUCUCGCGUACUGAAGACGCAUGUACAUCAGCAACAGCUGCCGCCAACACUGCCAUGGGGCUAUCUGGCGUUGUUCCCCUAUAAGCCAAGUCAUGCCGAUGAGCUGGAGCUGAAGAAAGGAUGCGUUUACAUUGUCACCGAGCGCUGUGUGGAUGGCUGGUUCAAAGGUAAGAACUGGCUGGACAUUACUGGUGUCUUUCCGGGCAACUAUUUGACGCCGUUACGCACACGAGAUCAACAGCAGCUGAUGCAUCAAUGGAAAUUUGUGCCGCCAUGCACAGAGAUGAAUGGGCCACCGGCUCAGUCACUCGACGUGCGUCUGAGCAACUUGCUGCCUACGCAGCCACCAGAUCUGCCUCCACGACAACAGCAGCAACAGUUGCCGCAAACAACAAACACAACAACCAGUUGUUCUAUGUGGACAAAGCCAGUGGAGGCGCUGUUCAGUCGCAAGUCAAGCGGCAGUGCUGAAAGCAAACCCGAGACUUCUUCAAGCAGUUCAGGUGCUGUUGGACUUAUGCGACGCUUAACGCACAUGAAAACGCGUUCAAAGUCACCGGGUGCUCCGCUACAGCAGCAUCAGCAAGCAGCGCCCAAAGAAGCCCCAAUUGCAACUGAAGCCAUCGUCAAAGCGGAGCCACUGCAUCCAGUGCAUGUCAGAUCCGGCUCUUGUCCCAGUCAGUUGCAACAAAGUCAGCCUCUCAAAGAAACAACUCCAGCGACAUCGAGCGCCGGACAACAGUUUCAGCCGAAUAGCAGCAACAUUUCCUACGGAUCGCAGCGCAUCAAAAGCAACAACAAAGAGCGACCGCAUUUGGUUUGUGCCAGGCAAUCACUGGACGCAGCCACCUUUCGUAGCAUGUACAAUAACGCGGUGUCGCCGCCGCCAUCAAGCCAUACCCAAAUCCAAACGCAGCUCCAUGCUAAUAUGAUCAUUGCCCCAAAUCAUCGCAAGACUCAGAGCCUGGACGCAGGACAUGUACUUUGUGCCAGCAACAGCAACAGUAAUAGCAACAACAACAGCAAUAGCAAUAGCGGUAUCAUUUCUGAGGCAGCCAUAAAGGCCAGUGCGACUACAAAAUCGUUGUACUGCACCCGAGAAAGCCGCUUUCGUUGCAUUGUGCCGUAUCCGCCGAACAGCGAUAUUGAAUUGGAACUGCGCUUGGGAGAUAUCAUCUAUGUGCAGCGCAAGCAGAAGAAUGGAUGGUAUAAAGGAACGCAUGCGCGCACUCAUAGGACUGGUUUAUUUCCAGCUUCCUUUGUGGAACCGGAUAUUUAGCUUCUUUAUUGCACAUUCCUUAAUGCAUUCGUGGUGUGAAAUUUCAAAUUAUACACUCACAUUUGUCAAAAUCCCCUUUAAAAAUCGCCGGUCGAUUUGUGCUUCCACAAAUGUUCGAAGGUUUUCCAAUAUCUCCUUUAAUCGCUUAUGAUCUUUUCGAAAAAGAACUUUUUUGUACAUUUUUAUACUGCGCUCGAAUACGAAUGCGAUAUUCUCUAUUAUGUAGUUUUUGAUACGAUUUUUAAUCAAAAAUAGGCAUAAGCAUACCUAAUAUUAUAUAUACUGUGUACUUAAGAUCAUAAUACUGUUUAAUUAGUUAGUGAAAUCGAACCAACGAACGAACCUGUCUCUUUGAUCCAAACGUAGAGUUUGUACGUUUCCUUUGUACUCUAAAUUAGACAUAAGAAAUUAACAAAAACAAACCUGUUAUUCGUAGUAACUUGUACUUAAGUAUACAAACAAACAUGCAUUCGAAUAUUCAUAAUAUUAAAAUAAAACAUAUGCAAACUGA